Messenger RNA from Megalopta genalis, 1030 nucleotides. Its product is annotated as chymotrypsin inhibitor. NCBI's taxonomy places the organism in Eukaryota, Metazoa, Arthropoda, Insecta, Hymenoptera, Halictidae. The record is from RefSeq and is a predicted model, not a curated record.
AAACGCUCGUUAAGAGUACGCGUUCGCAGAUAGCGCCCAAGCCUCGGGAAAAUUCGUCAUGCUUCGAAACAUCGUUCUUCCGAUACUGCUUAUCGUCCUGGUCGCUGCUGCCGCGAAAAAGCACACCACCCCGAAGCCGCCGAAAGAGUGUCCCAAGGACGAGGUUUGGUCCUGGUGCGGAAAGGUCUGCGAGCCUGAUUGCGGAGUUCUGCAACCCGGUUGGACGAUCUGCCCGGACUUCAACUGCACGGAUACGACGGGCGACUGCAGGUGCAAGCCGGGUUUCGUUCGGGACGAGAAUAAAGUGUGCAUCGAUAUCAUCGACUGCAAGAAUCGGCAGUAGAAAGAAUUCCGAUCGGUUCGAUUUUGUACAACGUGGAUUAUCGCAAGGAACGGACAUACGAAAGUUCAUCUCGGACUGUUUAAAUCAUUGGUGACAGAAGGAUAACGAGUCGUGACGGGGGUCAUUGGCGCCGCGUUACAGCGGCGUACGAAACCUUUCCGCGACGUGUUUGCGCAGCUUUUGCAUUAAUCAGCCAGCAAUAUUUGCACGAAGAAGCGGGUAUAAAAGCGUGUCGGUGGAGCGGCCUCUCAUGCAUCUCCGCGGAGUCAAUAAUAACGACAGGAUCGAAUGAUUUACGAUGGCUCGCUGCGCCGUUGGUAUCGUGCUUCUUGCCAUGCUGCUGCUCGCUGCCCUGGCAGAGGUAGAAGCUUCAUCGAUCAGGGAAAGGUGUCCUCAGAACGAAAUGUGGACGUGGUGCGGGAAGAGAUGCGAGCCGACCUGCAAGGUUCCGGUACCGACAGAGAAAACUUGUCCCGAAAUGGAAUGCAACCCGCUGAAGUCGGACUGCAGAUGCAAGGAGGGCUACGUAAGGAACGAGCAGAACAUCUGCGUUCACGUGGAGAAGUGUAAAAAGUAGAAUUAAGAACUCCGGCGACAGUAGAAUUAAAAAUUCUCGCUGUUCGAGAAAUGCGAUCUCAGACGUCGCGGGUCGAGAACGCGAGAAAUAUAAACGUUGAUUUAUAUUAA